This is a messenger RNA of Suillus subalutaceus, 1902 nucleotides long. RefSeq lists its product as uncharacterized. The record is from RefSeq and is a predicted model, not a curated record. Lineage: Eukaryota; Fungi; Basidiomycota; Agaricomycetes; Boletales; Suillaceae. The transcript is spliced from 10 exons. The coding region runs from base 174 to 1607 and encodes 477 amino acids.
GGAUGGUCCACCACUGUAUAUCAAGAUUUGGGAGACGCUCGCUAUUUUUCAUCUUUCUUUCUCUCUUAUAACAUCGUCUUUCCUUUCUCUCGGUUUAUCAUACGCGUUGCACGCGAACUUGGCCUCCACAUCCACCACUCUCUUUCCUGUCGAUCCUUCUCAGUACCAACGCAAUGACUCAAAAAUUGCUCGUGCUAUCGUCUCUCGCUCUGCUAACUAACGCGCAUAUGGCCGCGUUCCACAAGUCAAUGUAUUGCUUUAAUGGCACUGUGGCCGGCCAGGUCGAUUAUAACAAUGACGCCCCAGUCAGCCCCCUGUGGAUGCUGUCGGAGAGUGACUAUUGGUUUCAUCAUUUCAACCAGUGUGAUGAAUUCCCCCCUGCGCCAGGAGAUUUCCUUGAACUACCCGCCGGAAGUUCCUUUACUGUCGAAAUAGCCGCUAACCGCGGUGUGACGUCCCUGUCCUUUAAUGGACAAUUCGCAACCGAGUGGGGUGAUGGUGGAAAUCACCCCGAGGAUUACUCUAUCACAAAUUUGGGGGGCGCCCCUCUUUCUUCUAGUGGUUGCAUAGGUGAUCCUAACAUGCAUACACAGAACCAGUCUAUGGCUUCUGGGACUGCGUUCGCAAUCUCUUACCAGUCGGAUAUCAGCCAGGUUACGAUGGACAACCUCGCCGUGUUUACCGUCCGCUAUAACACCCCCUGGAAACGUGUCACAAGCUACGAUGUUCCAAAGGACAUGCCCGCUUGUCCCGCAGAUGGUUGCACUUGUGCUUGGGUUUGGAUUCCGAACGGGUGCGGCGAGCCUAACAUUUACAUGCAGGGAUUUAAGUGCAUGGUCACCAACGCUACUUCCACUACCCCUAUUGCGACUCCCAAGCCUCCUGUCUGGUGCCAGGAGGACCAGAGUACAUGUACUCAGGGCGCCAAGCAAAUCCUGAUCUGGAAUCAGGCUGAGGGAAACAACAUCGCGGUUAAUGGCACGGACCAGAGCGGCAAUUCUAAGAGCCCGGCGUACAAUAGCAACUGCGGGUUCCAGGACGGAGCACAGAAUGAUAUCUUUGGUUCAUCGUCCUCUGCCGCCGCCGCGCCUGCAGCAAUCGUUUCAUCACCGUCAUCGGCUGUUUCAUCUUAUUCGUCAACUGUUUCAUCAUCUUCAUCAGCUGCUUCAUCUUCUUCGUCAGCUGCUUCAUCAUCCUCACUACCUGCUUCAUCACUUUCACCACCUGCUUCAUCACUCUCGCCACCUGUUGCAUCACCCUCAUCAGUUGUUGCAUCACUCUCGUCAGCUGUUGCAUCACACUCGCCACCUAUUGUAUCAUACUCACCACCUGUUUCAUCACCCAUCAUCUCUUCCAGCGCCGCAGCCUCCAUGGCCCCAGCUCCAUCGUGCGAGACUUCUACUAGCACAGUGUUCAUCACAUCUACGGUCCAGCCACCCGUGGUUGCCUCCACCCCCACAUCAAGUGAUCGCACAGCCUCACAAUCGGCCAACAAUCUGGUGGCCACUGCUGUAUCAAGCACAUCGACUGUCACCCCGACAAAUCCCAAUACCUGCCGCAAGCGGAUGGUUCACAAGCCCGUCCGUCGUCGGUUCCUUUUCAAGUAGUUGAUCUACGAUGUUAUGCUGUUGAUCAGACAUCUCUUUAUUGAGCAAGCUCGACUAUCUUUUGUUAGCUUCUAUGUAAAUCGUGAGCUUCGCAUUCCAUCAAUUUCGUUCUUCUGUUGUCAUAUUCCAUGGUCGGUUGUUUAUACCCUGCAUGCCGUUGUUACCAUGUUUGUCGUUAGCAUCUCGGCGUUGGCGCUCAUUGUAUGAGGCUCAAUAUAUUUUACUCUCCAUACAUCUACCAGAUACUAGAUACUAGAUACCGCAUGCCCAAUGCUUAUGUGCUAGUCUUCACCAU